AUGCUUUCCCAAAACAGAAAAUGCAAAGCAUCAAUCACUUUCACAAACACCAUUUCCAUAAUACUUAUGCUUCAGACAGUGAUUGUCUCAGCCGAUUUCAACGAACUCUUCGAGGCUGACUGGGCGCCAGAUCACAUCGUUGCUCAAGGCGAUCGAAUUUCACUCUCUCUCGAUUCUUCCACAGGAUGCGGAUUCGAAUCAAAGAAGAAGUAUUUGUUCGGAAAAGCAAGUGCUGAACUGAAACUGGUGCAAGGAGAUUCAGCCGGAACCGUCACUGCUUAUUAUAUGUCAUCGCAAGGGGCGAAUCACGAUGAGCUCGAUUUCGAGUUUUUGGGGAACGUAUCGGGAGAGCCGUACAUUGUGCAAACAAACUUGUACAUCAAUGGCACCGGCGACCGCGAGCAGAGGCAUUACUUGUGGUUUGAUCCUACUUUGGAUUUCCACACUUACUCCUUUUUGUGGAAUCGUCGCUCCAUCUUGUUUCUUGUGGAUGAUAUUCCGAUAAGAGAAUAUACAAACAAGGAGAGGAAAGGAAUGCCAUAUCCGAGAAAGCAAGCGAUGGGGAUCUACGGGUCGUUGUGGAACGCGGACGACUGGGCUACGCAAGGAGGGAGGGUGAAGACGAACUGGACCAACGCUCCGUUCGUUGUCACCUUCAACUCCUUGGAGAUCGACGCGUGUGCUUUCUUGUCAGACAAAGCAGACGAUGUUGAUGCAGUGGCAAAGUGCGGGAAAUCGGGGCAGUUUUGGUGGGAUAAACCGGUGGUGAAGGAGGAGCACAAGAGAAGGAGAAAACAGCUCAAGUGGGUUCGUGACAACUUCUUGGUUUAUGAUUAUUGUAGAGAUGUUGGCAGAUUUCCCCAAGGAUUACCCAAAGAAUGCCAUGGUUGAUGUAGUGUGUGUUUGUGUGUGUUUUUUUCUUUAGAAUUGUAUUUGAAUAAGUGUGUUUGCUUUCAAUUCGAAAGCUUGUGUUGUGUUUGAAUGUGAGUUCUUGUUAAUGAAAUUUCAAGAUUUGAAUC
Molecule: messenger RNA, 1019 nt
Organism: Salvia splendens (bonfire salvia)
Lineage: Eukaryota; Viridiplantae; Streptophyta; Magnoliopsida; Lamiales; Lamiaceae
Product: xyloglucan endotransglucosylase/hydrolase protein 9
Exons: 4
Coding region: 1-891 (296 amino acids)
Biological process (GO): cell wall biogenesis; xyloglucan metabolic process
Cellular component (GO): apoplast; cell wall
Molecular function (GO): xyloglucan:xyloglucosyl transferase activity; hydrolase activity, hydrolyzing O-glycosyl compounds
Source: RefSeq, a predicted model, not a curated record